AUGUCCCAAAUCACGAAUCCGCCGAAAUGGCUGGGAACCGACAAGGAAAACGUGGAUCUGAUGAAUUUUUUCGCCGAUAGAGCGAACCAAUCGAAUUCUCUUUUGAAUAUAUCGAAACUUUGUAAAGAAUUUCACUCGGAAAGACGCUCGAAAUUCAGUGAGAAGAGCUUGAAUUGCAGAAUCCGCGCAUUUCGUCUUCGAAUUCACGAGUUGGAUGAUUUGAGUAAUGAGACGAAAGUUCGAAUGCUAUUCUCAAUGAGUGCACCGGUGGAUAGCGGUUUUCUGAUAGAACUAAAAAAGGAUGCUGACGUGGAAUAUGACGAUGUGAAUCGAAUUACAAAGUAUGAGAAGAAGGGAGGACUGAAAUUGGUUAGAGAUUCUAUCACUAUCUUAGUCAAAUUCAAACCACAUCCUGUUGGAAAAAAGAAAAAGAUGGAUCCGAACGCAACAAAGACGGACUCUUGA
Molecule: messenger RNA, 465 nt
Organism: Caenorhabditis remanei
Lineage: Eukaryota; Metazoa; Nematoda; Chromadorea; Rhabditida; Rhabditidae
Exons: 4
Coding region: 1-465 (154 amino acids)
Source: RefSeq, a predicted model, not a curated record